CCAGCGUUGAAGGUUACCUCGUGCAUAGUGCGUAAACGGUGCAGGUGGGAGACGGAUAUUCCGCUGCUCUCACACACACUCUAUCAACCGCGCGGUAAUGAUGCUAGCCUGAAUCUUACCUAAGGUUUUCAACAAACCAAAAUGAUAUGAACUUGAGUAGGAUAUCGUAAAAAAAAAAAAAAAAUGUUUUUGUGAAGAGCGUUCGUCAGACCAUAUGGCAGUGCAUUUGGUGGAGCAACUUAUCAUUUGCUUCUGAACAACCAGACUCGAUGAACAAUUUGAGAACUUUGAGAAAAAUGUUCAAGCCAAACAGAGGACUUCAAACGCGGUAAAUUUGGAUAUCGUUGGAUUUAAAAGACGGAUCCCUGUAAGAGCAGUGAUUCAAUCAAACUUAUGGCGUGAAGGGCCCGUUCUCGGCCUUCGUCACUCACAGCUAAUGGAUGUCCUCACACAGUAUGCCUACAAUGAGAGUUUCUGGGACAAUGGGAAUGGGAGCUUCAAUGACACGGAGAGUGGGCAGAAGCACCCGUACAAUUACUAUGCCAUGCUCCUGACGCUGCUCAUCCUCGUCAUCGUCUUUGGCAAUGUGUUGGUGUGCAUGGCCGUGUCCAGGGAGAAGGCCCUCCAGUCCACCACCAAUUACCUGAUCGUCAGCCUGGCCGUGGCUGACCUGCUGGUGGCCACCUUGGUUAUGCCCUGGGUGGUCUAUCUGGAGGUGGUGGGAGAGUGGAGGUUUAGUAAAAUCCACUGUGACAUCUUUGUCACCCUAGAUGUCAUGAUGUGCACUGCAAGCAUCCUCAAUCUCUGUGCCAUCAGCAUUGAUCGAUACACAGCAGUCGCCAUGCCCAUGCUGUACAACACACGCUACAGCUCCAGAAGACGAGUCACUGUUAUGAUCUCAGUGGUGUGGGUUCUGUCCUUUGCAAUAUCAUGCCCCCUGUUGUUCGGCCUAAAUAACACAGCGACUCGCGACGAGUCCCUGUGCAUCAUCGCCAACCCGGCCUUUGUGGUGUACUCCUCCAUUGUGUCCUUCUACAUUCCCUUCAUCAUCACUCUGCUGGUCUACGUGCAAAUUUAUGUGGUGCUUCGCAAGCGGCGAAAACGGGUCAACACAAAGCGCCCGUGUCAAGGGACAGGCGACCGCGACACAGGCGUCACAUUAAAGGAGAAGUGCAGUCACCCAGGAGAUGUGAGUCUGUGCACUGUGAUUGUGAAACCUAAUGGGAGCUUUCCUGUCAACAAGAAAAAAGUGAUCUUCAUCAAAGAGGUGGCCCACGAAGGGGACGACAUGGAGUUGGACGAGAGGACCAAUUGCAACCCUCAGAAACAGAAGAAUGUGGACACUGCUACCACCACGCCUGUCAGCCACCAGCUCCUCCCGCCAACCAAGGGUAACACCAGCCCCACCUCCGUGUCCCCCUCCCCGCCUGAGGGCUCCCUCAAAGUGGAGAAGAACAGUGACUCGAAGGACAUACUGGCGGAAGUGCCCAAAGUGGCUAAAGUGUUUCAGACCGAGGCCUUACCCAACGGCAAAACCCAGACGUCUAUCAAGCAGCAACCCACUCUCAUGAGUAAGAGGAAGAUCUCCCAACAGAAGGAAAAGAAAGCCACUCAAAUGUUAGCCAUAGUCCUUGGUGUAUUUAUCAUAUGCUGGCUACCUUUUUUCAUCACUCAUAUAUUGAACACCCACUGCACCACAUGCAAGGUUCCUGCGGAGAUGUAUAAUGCUUUCACGUGGCUGGGGUAUGUGAACAGUGCGGUGAACCCCAUCAUAUACACCACUUUCAAUAUAGAGUUCAGAAAAGCUUUCAUCAAGAUCCUGCAUUGCUAAGGUUGGCAUUUUCAGCAGGGAGCUGAAAUGAAGAAAAGCAUAACUUAUAGCCUACUAAAAUAUACCUCAUCCACAUGAGGACUCUGCACGUGACCAUAAGUCUCAGUGAUGAUCUUUUGAGAAAUGGAGAGACUGAGUAAAUGCCACACAUGAAGACCUGGGGACUUUAGUUUGAUUAUUUUGUGGACUUAUGAUCUCCCACAUGAAUGUAUAUCGAGGAAUAAUGUAUUUUAUCAAUGAACUGUCUCUUGGAAAUGUCAUGUUGGUCUUAACCAUCGUGCUUGUCACUUAAGAACUGUCCACUCCAGGAAAUGUAAAGAAAACACAAGAAGAUGUGCUUAAAAACACUAAAGCAAACCACCUAUUUAAUCUGUGUAUAUGAUGUAUUUUGAUCAUGGCUGAAUCCUGCAAAGAACAACUAGAUAUCAACAAAUCAGUGUUCAUCUCAGUAUUAAACCUGAUCAUAUUAAACUGGUCAUCCAUCUAUGAGCUCUGCAGCUUUAAACCACCCACAGAAUAAAAUGUGUGUUGCAUAGAGAUGAAACAUUUUGACUCAUGGUUUUCUCACUGGUCCACUUGGCAAGACAGGCACAUGUUUGUGAUACAUUUAAUUAUUAUUAUUAUACCAAAACAACUUACAUCCACCACGUGACAAUUGUUCCUAUCUGGCUCGGAAGGACCAUGAAUAAGGUUUUUAAGCAAUUAUUAUUUACAUUUGCUGUAAAUGCUUUUUAUAAACCUGUUCUAUGUGAUUAAAUGCCUGCAAUGAAAAUUUGAUGCAUGUUGCAAUGCUCCUUUAUAUGGAUUCUCAUGAAAUGUAAGUUUGACAACAACAAAAAAACUAUGUCCAAUAAAUGAAGUAAUGAGA
Molecule: messenger RNA, 2699 nt
Organism: Oncorhynchus nerka (sockeye salmon)
Lineage: Eukaryota; Metazoa; Chordata; Actinopteri; Salmoniformes; Salmonidae
Product: D(2)-like dopamine receptor
Exons: 8
Coding region: 437-1831 (464 amino acids)
Biological process (GO): adenylate cyclase-inhibiting dopamine receptor signaling pathway; regulation of dopamine secretion; negative regulation of cytosolic calcium ion concentration
Cellular component (GO): presynaptic membrane; glutamatergic synapse; plasma membrane
Molecular function (GO): G protein-coupled receptor activity; dopamine neurotransmitter receptor activity, coupled via Gi/Go
Source: RefSeq, a predicted model, not a curated record